Glarea lozoyensis ATCC 20868 is the source of this 1548-nucleotide messenger RNA. RefSeq lists its product as uncharacterized. The coding region runs from base 1 to 1548 and encodes 515 amino acids. The record is from RefSeq and is a predicted model, not a curated record. The transcript is spliced from 2 exons. NCBI's taxonomy places the organism in Eukaryota, Fungi, Ascomycota, Leotiomycetes, Helotiales, Helotiaceae.
AUGGCCAAUUCUCCUAGACCUUUGUCGAUCGAUCCAGCUUCGGUCGAGUCCAUCUUGUCGUCGGGAACGUCGAGCCCACCCGCUGCACUUCCAAACCCACAUGUUGGCAAUUCUCCAAGUCGAACUCAUUUCCCUAUGGCGCCUCCUCCACUACCAAUCGUACGGCAACACUCUCGAGCAUCAUCUUAUACACCCAGAAUUCGUCCGAAUCGACUUUCGCUGAGUUUCCCGGUUGCCACACCUACGAAUGGCACUGAGUCUAUAAGAGCUACACCCACUUCAUCGACAGGCCCCUCAUUUCCACCUACACCAGUGGAGAUAAUACCUUCACCGAACGAUCCGAAUGGGUUCUUGGUUGCUUUAGCUGGGCAAGAACGAAAAGUGCUAGAGCUGAAGGAGGAGCUUGCGAAAGCGGAAAAGGAUCUCACAAAAUUGAAGAAGCAAUGGGCAAAUCACGAAGCACACAGAAAAAGAGGCGAGAUUAAACAUUCCGAGCCGAUGCGGGCAUUGCAGACAGUCUCUGCCACUGCAAACUCGAAGGACGAAGCCGCAAUUCCAGUGAGAGAGAGUGCAGAAAUGGACAGGAGAAAGCUGCUUCUUAGUAACAUUCAUAUUCCAAAUAAUUCGAGAAGGAAAGUUAUAACUGGGGGUCACCAUCGAACGUUGUCACUCUUAUCGCCCGAAAGAUCACACUAUUCCCGACCAUUUCCACCAGUCCAUGAAUCGACCAGCGAGAGGCAUUCCGAGUCCAUUCCGAGGACUAGUACCAUGCCGGAUACUAGUCAGGGCAUCACGCGAGUGUCAUCGCAGCGUGCAAGGCCUAUAUCUUAUCACGGUGGUGUGACACAAAGCGCGAAAACGAUCGCUGAGGACUUCAAAGCUGGUUUGUGGACUUUUAUGGAAGACUUGCGACAGGCGACAGUUGGAGAUGAGGCUUCUGAUGAUCCCAUAAAAAAGCAACAAACCCUUUCUGCGAAAGCGCCAGCCAGGAAAGUCAGUAAAGGUAGUCUUCGAGGCGACAAAGGUCGGAAGGUACCGUCUCCCAGAUCAGUGUCGCCUCGAACAUGGGAAACGCUGACUGGAACUCCUUCCUUGGAUACAGUCGAACCAGGAUCGGACUCAGAUACCCCACGCCCAACAAAGAAGACAACUGGGGUAACAGAGGCGAAAGCUUCAACUUCAGCAGCCCCAGAUUUAGACGACGAAUGGCCUAGCUGGGAUUCACCAAUACCAAAAAGUCCGAGAUGGAGUAGUAGUACAGCUGCUUCUGAUCCGGCUACGCCUUCUCACGAUAGUACCGCCGAUAGUACGGUCAAAAUUGCUGAAUUCUCGGACGAGGUUACAACUCCUUCCAAGCGCGAGGAAAUCCAAUGGCCAGCGCUUGACAGGCUCACUCCCACAAACUUAAGGAGGACAAUGUCGAGCGUCAUGAAAGAAUGGGAGAAAAGUCUCACACCACCCAUCGAGAGGGAUCAGGAACAUCUUCUUGUGGCGCACAAUAGUGACAGCUCCGAUUCAACACACGAAGCCUUGAUGCUCGCUCGAUGA